Messenger RNA from Adineta steineri, 1554 nucleotides. The record is from the annotation of a GenBank genome assembly. Lineage: Eukaryota; Metazoa; Rotifera; Eurotatoria; Adinetida; Adinetidae.
AUGCGUUGUUCAUUCCAAUUUUUACUACGUCGUUUAUUGCAUUCACAUUUAGUCGAAGUUAUUCUAUGUUUACAGACAUUCUAUUAUUGUUUGGCUGCAUCUAUUGCUCAAUAUAUUUAUAAUUAUUAUCUUACAUCAUACAUUCCAACAACAGGUAGUCUACCUCAUACAACUUCACUACCAAAACAGAAUGAUUUUGGUCAAUGUAAAGAUCAAUCUAGUUCAGCACCAUCUCAGCAAUGGGCUCAAGAACAAUCUUCAAAUCUAUUUUUCUAUCAAACAGUAGCAGCAAGUAUACCUACUAUUGUUAUGACAUAUAUAUUAGGAUUAUAUACACAUGAACUUGGUAGAAAAUUUGUUCUUAUUUUAACUAUGUUCGGUAAUGUUUUUCAAUAUUUGAUUUGGUUAUUAAUUAUUUACUAUCGAUUACCCGAUUAUUGGUGGUAUAUAGCUGCAUUUACAUCAAGUUUAGUUGGUGGUGGUAAUGUUUCAAGUUUUAUUCUUAAUUUAAUCAUUACUGAUAGUACAGAAGAAUCAGAAAGAACAUCAAAAUUUCUUCGUAUUGGUGCUCUAUGUACAGCUGUUGGUGCUCUAGCUUCAUUUCUUAUUGGAUUUUGGAUUGAAUAUCGUGGCUAUCUUGAACUUUAUUGGACAGCAUUAUUUGUUCAAUUAUUAACAAUAGUAAUUGUCUAUCGUUAUAUGAAAUCACACACAUUUGUACCUGUCAUAUCACAAAAUUCAUCUAAUCAUAAUAAAACUACAAAUAUAAAUAGUAAAUGUAAUCAAUUAAUAGAAAUAUGUACAGUGUUUUCACCAAGACAUACAUAUCGUUCACGAAAACGCUCACUUAGUUUAAUUAUUACACUUAUAGCAUUUACUUUUCAUUGUCUAGCAUCAUUAGCAUUUGGUGUUCCAUUUCUAUGGUUCCAAUUGAAUUAUCCAUUUUGUUGGUCAGCUAAAGACAUUGGGUAUUAUAAUACAAUAUCAUCUAUUGUUUGGUGUAUUGGUGGUAUUAUUGGAAUGAAAGUUUUGACUUCAAUACGUUAUAGUGAUGCUACUAUCUGUUGUAUAUCACAUAUAUUUUUUAUUUUAUCAGCUUUAUGGACAUCUCAAGCAUAUUAUACUUGGCAAUUAUAUGCAGGUUUAUUAAUAUCACCAUUUACAACAUAUCAAGGUUCAUUAACAUAUUCGAUUAUAUCAAAAUGGUUAGAACCAAAUGAAAUCAAUAAUGCUUUUACAUUUGUAACUGAAAUCAAUACAAUUUUAAAUGUAUUUGGAAAUUCAUUUUUCAAUUAUUUAUAUUCGAUUACAGUUAGUUAUUCAAGAAAUUUUACAUUAUUAUUAGCAGCUGGACUUGGAAUUAUUCCAUUUAUUCUUAAUUGUAUCUUAUAUUUCGUAACUAAAAACAUUCCUGAUGAAAGUGAUGAUCGUGUUACAGAAUGUAAACCAAUAUUGAUACCAGAUCAUUUACCAAUAAGAGUACCGGUAGGUACUGAAACGAUUCUCUUACCAGCAAGUACUGUGAGAAAAAUAAUAAAAACUCAACAGAUCUGA